Molecule: messenger RNA, 420 nt
Organism: Haemonchus placei
Lineage: Eukaryota; Metazoa; Nematoda; Chromadorea; Rhabditida; Trichostrongylidae
Source: the annotation of a GenBank genome assembly
GAACGUCUUCAGUUGUUGUCUUGCCUAAAAACGCCGCCUGCAUACAAAUCACAACCAAGGCCUCCCUUAAUUACAGCUGUAACAAGAGCAGCUUAUUUUGAGAUUUCUGAUUUGAAUAUUAUAGAAGGUCUACGAAAUCCUGAUGAUGUCGGAUAUGACAAUAAUACGGUUCUGGUGAAAACCCCGUCAAAGGAAAUGCAGAAGGGCGACAUAAAAGCGCUUCCUCAACUGUCAAAAGAACAGCUUGAACUAGACAGCACCCAAGUGUCGUCAGAUAAUGGGCGUAGGAAACCGCAUAAUACCCCAAGAGGUAGCAAUGACAAGUUGCUUCACGUGAGUAUCCACUAUUUUUAUUACGAAGUGUGCAAGUUCAUUUAUUGUUAUCAUAGUCUUUCCUUACCUGUUACUUACUGCUAUUGA